Symbiodinium necroappetens is the source of this 1551-nucleotide messenger RNA. Lineage: Eukaryota; Dinophyceae; Suessiales; Symbiodiniaceae. The record is from the annotation of a GenBank genome assembly.
AUGGGAUUUCCGACGAAGUGGAAGGUGAGGUUGGACCACCAGCAGCGUGGGUACGAGAGCAUGGCGGAACGCCUGGAUGCCCAGCGUGUGGUGAGAAGUUGGUUGGUGAUGGCGAGCAAGUGUCGUUUGAAGGUGAACCCGGAUCCUGAGAGCAGUGAUGGACAUGCUGAUGAAGCGCCUGCAGCGGUGGCGAAGCCGGAUGUGAUUGAUGUGGAAAUGUUUGAGGAUCCGAGUGUCCCUUAUGAACAGUUCCCGGAUGAGGAGAUGCCUCCGGGAUACUUUGAGGAUGAACAACCUAUGGAUGUUGAGAAGGAAGUUGUUGAAAGGUUGGAUUCCCCAGAAGGUUUGACUUUUGGAGUUGGUGAAAAUGAGGCGCUAAAGCUGGCAAAUGUUGUGAAUGCAGUCCUUAUUGAUAAGAAUGCUGCGUUUCCUGAACAGAUGAAAGUGUGUGGAUCCAAAGUUUGGCUGGCAAAAAUGAGGAGUGCUUUGUCUGAGUUGGAUGGGUGUCCAUUGGAUGUCUCUUCAGCUAUGGAUGGCCGGCGUACUGAGCUUGUGAGUAUGGAUUCACACAAAGCAGGAAGGAUUGUGUCUGCUGAUGAGGGACAUUCGUUUGCCAAGAAGCAUGGGAUAAGAAUCAUCCCUACCCGAUGGGUUCUUGGACCCAAGGUUGUGAAUGGGAAAAGGGCAGUGCGCGCCCGAUGUGUGGUGCAGGAUGUGGCAAAGGGUGGUACUGCGUCAUCGCUAGGUUUGAGUGCGACCACGCCGUCGCUGGAGGCAUUACGAACUCUUCUGGCUAUUGCUGCCAAAGAUUCGAUGGAUAUUGCUACCUUGGAUGUCUCGACUGCCUUUUUGCAUUCCCCGUUGCCAAAGGGUGAGAAGGCAGUUAUUAUGUUGCCGCGAGAUGUGAGUUCCAGCCCUGCUGGUUAUGCCCCGGUAUAUAUGAUUCUUGAUCAAGCGAUGAAUGGGCUGAGAGUUGCAGCCAAGGCUUGGAACUUGAAACUGGCAAAUGUGGUCAAGAUGGUUGGAUUGAAUCAGUGUCCAACUGAACCGUCUGUCUUUGAAGGAACGGUGAAGGGGAAACAGUUUCUCAUGCUCUGUUAUGUGGAUGAUUUGAUUCUGUGUGGAAGCCCAGAGGCCAUUAAGUUGGUCACAGAUACCUUGAAUCGCGAGCUCAAGAUCAAGGAAACGGGACGCAUCACUCCCAAUGGAGGAAAGAUUGUGUUCUUGGGAAGAGAGAUUGAAAGGCAUGGUGAGCAUCUUCGGAUGAGAGUUCCCCCGAAGUACAUGGAAAGUUUGUUUGAGACAGACUUUUGCAAGGAUCUGAAGGUGUUGAGCAGCCCUCCGGAUAUUGUCAAGAUCGUCGAAAAGGGUCGCGCUGAUCCUGAAAAGGAUAGUUUGGUUGACGGAGGCUGCUGCGAUGCGCUAUCGAGCAGUUCUUGGCAGGAUCGCUUGGUGGUGUCAGUCUCGUCCGGACCUGGCCCGUUGGAUGUCGAUUCUCUCUCAAGGUCAGUCGAAGCCUACAGUCUACAGCUUGUUUUGAGCAUGCUUUGA